This is a messenger RNA of Coregonus sp. 'balchen', 5222 nucleotides long. The record is from the annotation of a GenBank genome assembly. NCBI's taxonomy places the organism in Eukaryota, Metazoa, Chordata, Actinopteri, Salmoniformes, Salmonidae.
AUGGCCUGGCCGUGCAUCACACGGGCUUGCUGCAUUAACCGCUUCUGGAGUGAGUUAGACAAAGCGGAUAUCGCCGUGCCUUUGGUUUUCACGAAAUAUUCGGAUGUGGCCGAGGUGCAACACCUCCAUCCUCAGCCUCCAUCUAGACAGAAGAGGACCGGCCCCAUCACCAUAGAAACCCAGCCUUCUCACAGUGAACAGGAGGCGGCGGCGGCCAAGGCACCGCCCGCGACUGGUGCCGCAUCAGGAAAACAUGCCUGUAGUGCGUCCGUGAUGCGCCAGGAUUUCAGGGAAUGGAAAGAUAUACGCCCGGAGCCCAGCUGCAAACCCAAGAAUGAAUAUCACCCCUCGGCGACCCCUUUCAACAACGUAACCCAGUAUCAGAAGGAUUAUAAGCCAUGGCCUGUCCCGAAAAAGGGAGACCACCCCUGGAUCCCCAAACCCAGCCCAACUGCCUCCUCCGGUGCACAAGAAGGAGGUGUGGGGACCAAAUUGGAGCAUGCAUCCACAGAGACCGAGAGCGGUGUGGAGAAGAGUGAAAUUGAAGAAAAGGUGCAAGAGAAAGAAUCCAAAGAGAGGAAAAAGAAACCAGUGAAGAAGGAGAAGACUGUAGAGAAGAAAGUGAGUGCCAAAAUGGAGGGACAGCCACCGGCAGAUGUCACUGUGGAGGGGAAAGGAAGGGCGGCAGCAGACGCGCUGAACAGACAGAUAAAACAGGUCGUCUCAACUGGCACUGGCAGCUCUUAUAGGUGAGAAUCUGGUUACAGUGGGAAUAUGUAUUUUCAUUGAAUGUUUAUUAUUGAAUUACAUUAUGCACACAUUUUCUGCCUCUGAAAUAUAAUUUUUUUCACAGUUUAAAUAUAUCAACCAUAUAUUAAACGUGGAAUGUAGGCCACAAAUAACUUUAUUGUGGAGGCCAAAAGUAUUUUAAUAAGAAGGCCUAACACAAUAUUUUGUGUUGCUUAGAAAAUACUCAGUGUACAAUUUAUUACACAACAUCUUAAUAUAUCAUUACAGUAACUACCAAAAUACAUGCAUCAAUUAUUAAUCAAUUGUAUUUAAAUGUUGUGCACAUGUUGGUAAGCUAAGAACAUAUUGUGCACAACAUUUAAAUACAAUUGAUUAACAAUUGAUGCAUGCAUUUUUGGUAGUUACUGUACUAGCAGUAGCAAAGCCAAGAUGCAUGUAGCCUUCAGUCUAUUGACAAUAAAACACACAUCAUCCCUACUGGGCUUUAUAAUCUACUCAAGAAAGCCCACACUACCUCUCCAUCAUGAACUGUACAUGUCAGUUUUCUUCUAGAUUCAUCCUAAAUGUUCUUGAUGAUCAGACUAAUAUUGUCAUAGAUAUCUGCUGCAGCAUUGAUUUUCCCCAGUUUCAUCCUCCUCUAUGGUGUUACCAGAUCAAUACAGUAGCACAUCAUGUCAGUGCCAAGGCAGUAAAGGAGCUCUGGAUAUAAUUAUAUCUACUGUUCUCAACAUAUCCCUAAGGCCUCUCUGGAGUGGCUCUCCCUCAUUUGUUUCCCUAGUUUUUGACUGCAAGGUCAAUUCGUUUUUGUGUAAAAUGUGUAGAGAGCUUUGCAGUUGUCGACUGUGGGUGAAAGGAAGCAGAAGCUCUGUGUUGUAGUUACUGAAAUGGGGAGUAAAGUGACUAACGAGUAAUGCUACCCUCCCUGUGUACACUUCGGCUGUAAAUCUGAUGAGUCAUUUCAGUCCAUUUCCUCCCAAAGAUUUUGGGCAACAACAAUAUUUGUCUGGGAUUCAUAAUACAACUAAGUGAUUUGUUUGAUGAUGAACAGUGGAACUAAUGCUGAGUUUUCUGAUUCAUUGUUUUUCAGGAAUGAGUUCAAGGCGUACAAAGACGUGAAACCAGUGAAGUCAACCAAGCCCCAGUUUCAGUACAAACCGCCUGUGGAUGACAAGGACAAGACCAGCCUGGAGACCAGCUACAGCGCCACCUACAAGGGGGAGCAGGCUAAGGUGCAGCCCACUGACAACAAGCUGCUGGAGCGCAGGAGGAUACGCAGCCUGUACAACGAGCCGGGCGGCAAGGAGACCACCAAGGUGAGCCCACAUCAACAUGCAUGUGACAAUGAACACUGACUUUUUUAUGUUAAAAUGUGUAUCUAAUUGCACAAAAUACAUGUUCAAUUUUGAGUUUUUCAACCCGUUGCUGUGACGGGCCAAUUCAUGUUCAUGUCUCAGUGAAAAUUAGGAUGAAUCCAAAUAAUGCAAAUUAAACUUCAAAUUGCAUUAGUUACAUAGGACAUGGUUGUUUUCAUGUAUAUGUUCUCCUUCAAGCAAUAUACUAUUUUGAUUUAUGUGCUACAGUAAUAACAAUUGAGAUCAUUAAAUUUGAAUAGGAAAUUCAACAUAUUACAAGCAUUACUGUAGCCUGUUCCAUGUAAUAUUGUACAGUGUAAAAUCCCAGAAUAACUUUCUAAACUACAAAAUUAAGAUAAGCAUUAGCACAUCACAAAACUAAUGUAAUCAAUCAGAGUUAAUUAAAUCUCCACAUGCAUGUUUGUGAGCGGUAGGAAUGUCUCAUGUGUCUGCAUGCUAUGUUUAUAUGGCCCCUCCCUUUCUCACUCUUGUAGGACUGUUCUGAGACUGAGAGCAGCUCUAUUCUAGAUCUGCUGUAGUCAGGUGUGUUGUCAAUUUCUUCUAGAAGGCAUGGAGGUUGACCUCAGAUUAACUCACACCUUGAUUAAUGCACCUUACCCAACAGGACUAGGGUCACAUUAGCCACCAAACUGCCAGACAAUUCAAUCUUUCUGCAAAGCUGUCAGCCACAUCCUCAGAGUUUGCACUGCCUCUCUCAAGACCACCAAGAGAGCUUGGAUUCAUUAAAUGAAUGUAUUAUUUUGCAUGACAUUUCAACUCUCAAUCCUUUGGUUUGAUUGGUGUCAUAAGAGGCACCUUAUACAAAGGGAAAAUAGCACAAUUUUAUUUACAAAAAAACCUAAUUCGUUGAAUAUGACCAAAAAUAUAGUCUCAUCCAAGGGAAAGGGAAUAAGAUUGUGCAUAUUAAAUUAACUGUUCAUAUACUAACCCCAACUUUAUACUGUAAGUUUGUAUUUUAGACACAACCUUCAGGAUGGAAAUUAAAUGUGUUUUUCUAAACAGAGAUUUUGUUCCAAUGGACACAAGUGGUUUUCUUUCAUCGUAAGUGCACAACCACGCAUUGCAAAUAUUACCAACAACAUGGUGACAUUUGCUAUUUUAUUUUUAUUUGAUGUUAGUAACAGGAAGGUAUGUAUUGCAUGCUCCGAAUAAAGAUUUACUGUAACAUCUCCAGGAAAUGAAUUGCCAGUGUUCACCUUAGAGAUUCAUGAGCUCUUUGUAUCAUUGUAGCAUACAGUAUCAGUCCAAAGAUGAUACUGUAACCUGGACUGAUGACAUUUUGGCUGCGUAGUUUACCUAUAGUUUUAGGAGGAUGUCAAGUACAAAAUUCCCUCAUCUCUCUCUCUAUAGGUGGACAAGACAAAAACCAAACCAAAAAAGAUAUCAACAACAACGAGCAAAAUGGUGAAAAAGGCGAAAGAGAAGACCAUCGCUGGUGCACUGUCAACCAAGAAGAAAACCUCCACGAGCACCAAGCCAGACGAGACCAAACCAGAGGGAGGCGUUAUCUCAAAGAAGAGCAAAGAGAUAAGCAAUAGACUGGCUGAGGCAAAAAAGUAAAAACAAAACAUCUCUGCACUACUUUAUUUAGGGAAUUUAAGGCUGCCUAAUGAAUUAGGGGACUCUCAUCCAUUUGGUCUAUCUCUUUCUCUCUGUCUUUUCCUUCCUGUUCCUCAUCUCUGUGUAUACUCACUAGAUGUGGAGCUUUUAAGUUGACAUUUUGACGUCUUCACCAUGCUGUCGUUGAACUAUAAUGCUUUGCGUGUGUCUGUGUGCGCGCGGUUGCGUGUGUGCGCAUGUGUGCGAGUGUGCACUUCCUCUCUCUAUUAAAAGUUCAGCACAUUUUUUGCACGUUAUUUUGUUGCAUUUGUCAAUCCUUUGUAGAAAGAAAAACAUUCUUAAACAGAGAGCCAUUGAUACACUGUACGUAGAGAACAGUAUAUGGCUCUUAAACGGCUGUUGAAGGCAGUGAGAGGUUUAGCUUUUUUGUCUGACUACCUAUCAUCAUACUGAUGAUGGAUUCUCUAUGUUCUUCUUUUCGAUCUCUUAGACUGCAUUGACUAUGUGAACUCUGCAGAUAUAAAAUCUUAAUUACUGUAGCGUUUCCUGGUUACAGUGACUCCACUCUUUGGACCUAGAUUUAAUUUAAUUGCUCUUGAGGAUAUCUGGUUUCAUCAAUUUGGUUGCUAAGAAACCAACUGAACUGGAAUGUCAUUUCUACAGCUUGCAUGCAAGGCCCUCUUUCUGGUUGUAUAGUAGCAUUCAAGUAUCCUAUUCUCACGGUCACAAUCUAGCUUGUAAUUCAAAUCAUUCAUGAGAAAUCAAAGGGGGCAAACCAUUUUCAGAAUUACUGCAUGUGUAGUGAUAGUUUGAUCUCAUACCAUAAGUAUCUACACAAACAAACAAGAAAACUGUCACUAACUUACAGUACAAAAGAUAGCACUUAGUACUGUAGUGCCUAUUGUAACUGUUAUGUAAACCCACCAGCUUUGUAGUUCUGCCUUCAUACACAUGGUUCUACUGCCUUCUUCAAUGUGAGAACCACUUCGUCCACUUUCCAGUUAUUUGAUACAGUAUGAAAACUGAUAUAUUUCUGAUAAUACACCCCUCUUUAAUGAUAUGUCAUUAUUUUAUCCAUUACAAAGCUGUGAUGCUAUUGGUGUGCAAAACCAUGUAUAAUGUUAAAAGUUGGCAUAUGUAAGAUAUAGGAAAUAGGUUAACCUAUUGUAUAUACUCAAUCACCUCCACUUUCUUCAAUGGGCUCAGUAGUUAGGUGUAAAAAGAUAAGGAGUGGGCCAGGAUUAGAAGAUCAAAAUCGCUUUUUGGAACAUGCAGCUGCCUGUCUGGAACCAUUGGUAUCACAUCUAUUCAUAGUGAGUGUGACUGCUACUCUCACCCUGUCUCUCUUAUGUCUGUGCACCUGCAGUCCGCCAGUAUGUUACAGUAUGUGGCAGUCCUCCUCCCAUGCGCUGCUGUGUGUCUGCUAUUGUCUAUUGUACCCCCAGACCACCCUGCUCUCUGCUGCCUGUCAGGGUUCCAGCCCGUGAGUUAGACCUCCGCAGCCCGCCGGCUCCUAGCGCCUGCCCCCCAGUACAGUAA